GACUUUGUGGCUGUGGUAUCCAGUGGAAACUGAUCGAGCUUGUCACGUGGUAAAAGUGUGCGUUUCUAUCUGUUACUUCUGAAAACAUGGAGGCUGUUGUGAGCGAUUUGGUAGCUCCAGAAGACCUUUUGAAAUUUGAGAAGAAGUACAAUGCUGAGUUGGUGAAGGGGGGUGUGUCAAAGGAGACCAAGUUUGAAUAUGCAUGGUGUCUGAUCCGGAGCAAGUAUUCUGACGACAUUAAGAAAGGAAUUGUUUUGUUGGAAGAGCUGGUUAACAAGGGAUCAAAGGACGAUGCCAGAGACUUCCUGUUCUACCUAGCUGUGGCCAACUACAGACUGAAGGAUUAUGAGAAAGGUCUGAAGUAUAUCCGCACUCUCCUGAAGAAUGAACCGGGCAACAACCAGGCCUUGGAGCUGGAGAAGCUAAUAGACAAGGCUCUAAAGAAAGAUGGUUUGGUUGGCAUGGCAAUUGUCGGAGGAAUCGGCCUGGGCGUGGCUGGAUUAGCAGGCCUCAUCGGAUUGGCUGUGUCCAAGGGUCAUGGUCCAAGGUCCUAAUAUGGAGUGGGGAGGGACUUAGUUUUGCUAACACGCUUCAAAGAAAGACUGACAUGCCCUCCUCAAACUUCUCCCCAUAACAAAUUCAAACUAAAGUUGGAAAUGGCUGCCGUUCCCCAAGAUGAGAAGACCACCCAUGGAUCUCCCAAAACAUUUCACUCAUUGCCCAUGGAACCAUCUUUGGGGAUUGAUUUCUGAAAGUAGCCUUAGAUUCACUUAAAUUGUCUUCAUAUUUGAAACAGGUUUUGAUUCCAGUGAAUUUGACAUGUGUAUAUUCAUAGAGGUUUAAUGUGGCACUUUGUCUUCUAUAUUAUAAAUAAGUGUGAUGGAACACGUUACUGAAUGGCAUCUCUUGACUUACUGACCUCAGUAUGUUAGCAUGCACCCUGAGCAGCCACUGAGUUAGCAUCUAAGCAUGUGGUGGACUAUAAUUAAUUUCUUUAUAAGUGCAAUUUAACUUCAAUUAUUGUUGUCUUUACUAAUUUAGACAGAGAAAGCAUUUGUAUUUAGGGAAUUGUCUUAUGUUUAGAGGUAAGUGUUGUGGUGUAGUGUCCAAGCUGCUAAGUGUGUAGUUGGUAAGAAUUAGGCAGCUGUGAUGUGAAUCACUCAUGUUGUCCACAGGGGGCAUCUUUUCUUAGGGAUUGGGUAAAGAUGAAUACCACGACAGUACACGAGAGUAAAACAGCCCUCGGGGAAAGGGCUUUCAUUUGUCUUUAAUUGACAGUGUAGCUGCAAGAAAACAACAUGUAAAGAUAACAUUAUUUAUCCAUAAUAUAACCUCAUUUACUCAAGUUAUCAUAAUGGCAUGAUACUAACAGAUUUUGUUUUAUGUAUCAAAAUACCAAGAUGUUUCAGCGAUUACAUUUUUUUUUCUCCAGUUUUGAUUGUAAAUAAAAACAUUUUAAUUAAUUGUG
Molecule: messenger RNA, 1468 nt
Organism: Oncorhynchus kisutch (coho salmon)
Lineage: Eukaryota; Metazoa; Chordata; Actinopteri; Salmoniformes; Salmonidae
Gene: fis1
Product: fission, mitochondrial 1
Exons: 5
Coding region: 87-554 (155 amino acids)
Biological process (GO): peroxisome fission; mitochondrial fragmentation involved in apoptotic process; mitochondrial fission
Cellular component (GO): mitochondrial outer membrane; peroxisomal membrane
Molecular function (GO): protein binding
Source: RefSeq, a predicted model, not a curated record